This is a messenger RNA of Leptopilina heterotoma, 3170 nucleotides long. It is a transcript of the gene Keap1, whose product is annotated as kelch-like ECH-associated protein 1B. The coding region runs from base 524 to 2398 and encodes 624 amino acids. Gene Ontology annotation, molecular function: protein binding. The transcript has 7 exons. NCBI's taxonomy places the organism in Eukaryota, Metazoa, Arthropoda, Insecta, Hymenoptera, Figitidae. The record is from RefSeq and is a predicted model, not a curated record.
AUAUAUAAACAAUAAAUCUGUCAGUCAUGAUAACUUCCAUCUACAUAUACAACUCUAAUACAUAGAUGAACGUGACGUCACUGUACAACUUCCGUGUGUUUUGUAAUGUGUGGUGUGUUUUGUGACAGCAUUAUGUAGCACAGAUGUUACUGUAGUGGAAUAUUAAAAGCUAAAAGUAAUAUCAUCAUUUCCAUAAGAAAAGAUUGAGUGUUUUUGUUGUGUAAAGUGUAUACAAGAUAAUUAUUGUAUUUAUAAGAAACUUGGUUAAAAAAAAAACUAUCAUCAAAUUUAAUAUUCUAGUCUUUUUCUAUUAAGCGAUCAAAGAUAAAUCAUACAGUGAAUCAUUCACUAAAAUUUCCGGUAAAUGAUGAUACUUAGGACACAAAAACAAAAACCGAUAAUUAUUUCUUAAGAAAAGUGUAUUUUGUCUCAUUAAAGUUCAUUUGGGAAAUUAUGGACUGACUAGACUUGUGUGUUCUAGAUUAUUAAUUCUACAUUUUGUUGAAAUAAAUAGAUUACUUUAAUGGAUGACGAAGAGAGUUUACGAAGAAAAAGAGGAUCUGGAUGUCAUUUCCAGCCUCUAAAGCGAAAAACAGGAACGUCUUUUGAACAAAAUGAGGAAAAUGAUUUGGACAGUAGCAUUAAUGUUGAGGAACAUAAUGAGCUCGGGGACAUGACAUUUUGUAUGGCUAAUUAUUUAAAGGAAGUUAUGAAAAUGAUGUUUAUGAUGCGUACUCAUCACAUGUUGACUGAUGUUAUUUUAGAAGUUGGCUCCGAAUUAUUUCAUGCCCAUAAGGUCAUUUUGGCGGCAGCAAGUCCUUAUUUCAAGGCGAUGUUUACUGGAGGUUUGAAGGAGUGCGAAAUGACUAGAGUUACAUUACACGGAGUAUGUCCAACAGCAAUGGCGAGAUUGAUGUAUUUUAUGUACACUGGUCAAAUUCGAGUAACAGAAGUGACUGUUUGUUCUCUUUUACCAGCUGCAACAAUGUUUCAGGUGAACAAUGUGAUUGAGGCGUGUUGCACAUUUUUGGAAAAACAACUCGACCCAACGAAUGCAAUUGGAAUAGCGAAUUUCGCCGAACAACACGGAUGUCAAACCCUAUUGAACAAAGCGAAUCAAUAUAUUUUGCAGCAUUUCACUCAAAUUUGUCUUGAAGAUGAAUUUCUUCAAUUAUCGGCAAUGCGGUUAAUUGCGCUUGUUCGUAGGGACGAAUUAAAUGUACAAGAGGAGCGUGAAGUUUAUAAUGCCGUAUUGAAAUGGGUGAAAUAUAAUGAGGAAGCGAGAGGACCAAAAAUGGAGAAUAUAUUACAAGCAGUUCGCUGUCAGUAUUUGACACCAAAUUUUCUCAAGGACCAAAUGAUAAAUUGUGAUGUCUUGAAAAAAGUUCCAGCGUGUCGCGAAUAUCUUGCGCAAAUAUUUAAAGAAUUAACACUCCAUAAAAAGCCAAUUGUCAAAGAGAGAACUCCCAAUACGCCGAGAAUUAUUUAUAUUGCGGGAGGAUUCUUGAAGCAUUCCUUGGAUGUACUGGAGGGUUAUAAUGUCGAUGAUAAGACUUGGUCGAAACAUGCGAAUUUACUUGUUCCACGAUCAGGAUUGGCAGGUGCUUUUGUAAAAGGAAUGUUUUACGCUGUUGGUGGCAGGAAUAAUUCGCCCGAUAGCAGGUACGAUAGUGAUUGGGUAGAUAGAUAUAAUCCAAUAACAGAUCAAUGGAGACCUUGCAGUCCAAUGUCAGUGGCGAGAAAUCGAGUUGGAGUGGCAGUAAUGGAUGGAUUAUUAUAUGCAGUUGGAGGAAGUUCUGGUCCCGAAUUUCACAAUACAGUGGAAUGCUAUGAUCCUGAGGAUGAUUCAUGGACUAGUAUCAAAGCAAUGCAUGUUAAAAGACUGGGCGUUGGUGUUGCCGUUGUUAAUAGAUUACUCUACGCGGUUGGUGGAUUCGACGGAAAAUAUCGUCUAAGUUCUGUCGAAUGCUAUCAUCCGGAGAAUGAUAAUUGGACAAUGGUUUCGUCAAUGAUGUGCUGUAGAUCUGGAGCUGGAGUAGCAAGUUUAGGGCAAUAUAUUUACGUAGUUGGUGGCUACGAUGGAACGAGUCAAUUAAAUUCAGUUGAGAGAUAUGACACAGAGACGAGUGUCUGGGAAACCGUCAGCAGCGUUUCAGUUGCUCGCAGUGCCUUAAGUGUUACUGUUUUAGAUGGAAAAUUAUACGCCAUGGGAGGCUACAAUGGAAAUUCAUUUUUAAAUAUAGUAGAAAUUUACGAUCCGGCGAAAGAUCAGUGGGAAUUGGGUGUUCCAAUGUCUUCGGGAAGAUCGGGACACGCCAGUGCAGUUUCAUAUCAACAAUGUCCUAGCCAUUACGACCAAGUAGAAAAUAAUACAAAUCAAGAAAAAGAGCCAUCGUGACAGAGUAAUUUAUCUUGAAAUUAUAUUUUUCAAGGGAACAAUGUUUCUGGUAAUUUUCUAUGUUCUUACUGUACGAAAGGAGAAAAUUUCAUUUCUGUAAUUACAGAAAAAGGCCGAAACUUCUCAGAAGUGCAAAAAUUUCCAUCUCACUGAAAAUAUGCCUCUAAUUUUCAGUCCACUGAAGAAAAACAUUAGCAAAAAUCAUACUCAAUUAUUUUCUUCUUCCAUCGAAAAAAAAUUGUCCACCUUCUCUCAUUUAUUUAAUAUAUCAUUAAAAAAAAAAUUUUCUACGUUAAAAGAGGAAAAAAAAAGAAUGUAAUUUUCUAUUUCUAGUACAAACAAAUUUUUUCAAAAAUCCAUUGUUUAAGAAAACAAUUUGGAAAAAAACGUCAGUUUUUCGAUUAGAAAUCGAAUUGAAUUUAGAUGUUAUUUUUAAUUUAGAAAAUUAAUUUUUUUUAUAUAAUUUUUGAAUGAAAAUUAAAAAAAAAGUGUUAAAAAAAUAUGUUAUUUAUAUGAACCAUUCUUAUUGUUUUCUAUGAAAUCAAAAUUGGUUCAGUGAUAUUACGUGUGAAUAUUUCGAGCAUGAAUUGACAUGCGAAUCAGACUGAGAAAAAAAAAACUUUUAUAAUAGGCUAUUUGUAUAGGAAAUAAUAGUUUUUAGUUUAUAAACAAGAUCUGCUGGAUCGCAUCUUAAAAAAAUAUAUUUAAUUUUGAAAGUUGUCAAAACAAUUGUGUAAUUAAUAUUUUGAAAAUAAUAAUUCGAUUCUUUUAA